Messenger RNA from Pecten maximus, 816 nucleotides. RefSeq names its product cell surface glycoprotein 1-like. Lineage: Eukaryota; Metazoa; Mollusca; Bivalvia; Pectinida; Pectinidae. The coding region runs from base 1 to 816 and encodes 271 amino acids. The transcript is spliced from 2 exons. The record is from RefSeq and is a predicted model, not a curated record.
AUGUGUGAUGAAUCGGACGAAUACAUUCGGAAUGAAAGACACCACAGAGACCCACAGACACCAACAGAGACACCACAGACAAGCAACGACCCACAAGAACCCACAAGACCCACAGAACCCACAGACACCCACAGAGACCCACAGAACCCACAAGACACCACAAGACCCCACAGACACCCACAAACCCACAUACCCACAAGACCCACAGACAACCCACAGAACCCACAAACCCACAACCCACAGAGACCCACAGAACCCACAGAACCCACAGACACCCACAGAGACCCACAGACACCCACAGACACCCACAGAGACCCACAGAGACCACCACCACAGUAUACCCCACGCACCCACAGGAGACCCACAUACACCCAAAGACACCCACAGAGCCCACAGAUAACCAAUCAGAACCCACAGAGACCACAGAGUACCACAGAGACCCACAGGGAGACCACAGAUAGCCACAAGAGCCACCAGAGACCCACAGGACACCACAGACACCCACAUACACAGACAAGAAACCCCAAGACACACACAGAGACCCACAGAGACCCACAUAGACACACAGACACCCACAGAUACCCACAAAACACACAGAGACCCACAGAGACCACAGAGAACCACACAUCGACCACAGAGACCAAAGGAACUCCCAGAGACCAAAAGAGACAACAGAGAGCCACAGAGUACCACAGGACUAGCCCAAUACACCCACAGACACCGACAGACACCCAGCAGACACCAACAGAGACACCACUAGAUACCCACAAGACACACAUACACCCAUAUAGGAGAUCCCACAGACAACACAGAUGA